AUGCCACCGCUGGAUGCUGACGACAACGGCAACAUAAAGUCGCAAAGGCGGGUCUCCCUGCAGUCAGGCGUCACCUCAUCAGGUAUGCCGAGCCUGCACGAAAUGGGAGCGGACGCGCACGCCGCAGACACCCCACCUGCCGGCGGUACAACAACCGAAGGAGGCACCGCAGCCGUUGCAUGGGUGGGCGGAAGAGGGUCGGACGCCCCCUCUCACCUGGUCAACAAGGACUGCCAGGGCGAACGGAAACACGGACUAGGAGACGUCUACGCGGACGGUUCGCAUGAAGACGAGGAUGAGGCCGCCACUCUCUUGGGGUCUCAUCACGGCAAGGAGCAAUUGGGGCUGUCAGUGUUCGAUUUCUUCAAGCUUGUCACGCUAGCGUCGGCCCUCUACAAGGCCAUCAUUACUUGGGCCGUCUCCUACGACCGGGACACGGGGCACAUAUGCCCAUCAGACGUCAUCUGCGCCACGACGUUGCCCGAGAAAGUCAUGUUGACCGGGUCCCGUUUUCUUGCGGGCCUCCUGUACGCUAGCCUGUCGGUGUCGGUCGUCUCCAAGUGCUACGCGUCGCGGGCGUACCUCCACCACUCGUGGCUUGGCACCGUUCUCGACUUCGAGCCCGCCCACGAUCUGCACACCUACUUCGGCUUUCUGACCCUCGUGGCCGGCUGGGCGCACGGGGUGCUUCAUCUCGCCCGGGUAAGCUACGCGGAUGAGAAGUUUCUCAUGUACGAAACGCACGCCUUCCGAUCGGGGAUUUUUGCCAUACUGUUGCUGCUGCCCAUCGUGCUACCCAUGAGGUUCAGCUUCUUCCGGAAUAAGAUGACGUUCCAGUUCCGCAAGAGGAUGCACAUGCUCUUCCUCGUCAUGCUGGUGGCGCUCUGCUUCCACAGUGUCGUGUUUAGAUACGUGGCGUCCAUCCUGCUCUUGUGGUACCUCAUCGAUAACUUCUACUUCAUCACCAAGCAGACAUUUUUGGUGUCUCAUCCUACCUACGAGGCCAUCGGGAGGGGCACGAUGGUUGGGAUCGACCUUCCAGAAGGGUACACCUUCAAGGCAGGGUCCUACAUCUACGUGAACUGCCCCGCCAUCGACCGCGCAGAAUGGCACCCUUUCUCCCUCAUCCCCGUCCCCGGUGUCACGUCGAGGGCGGCGUUUUACGCGGAGGCGGUUGGCGACUGGACGAAAGAUCUGUUCCGCCUCGGGCUAGCGAACCCCUCCCAACCUCUGUGGAUCACCGCGGCGCAGCCUAGCCUCAUCGAGACGACGCUGUUUUACGACAACGUGCUGCUCAUCUGCACCGGAGCGGGCAUCACACCGGCUGUCGCCGUCGCCGACAGGUUCGCGGCGAAAAAGAACAUUCACCUGAUGUGGAUCGCGAGGGACCACGGCAUGAUGGCGCUCUUCGAGAAGCAGCUGAGGAUGGUGACCAGCACGGUGCACCUCACCGGCAAUCCCGACGAAGAGAUCAAGGAUGCCAUGUCCAAGCUCCUCUCCCGAUCUACGAACAAGUUUUGCACCAAGAAGGGGAAGUGGGUCGGGGAUGCCGAGGCGGGGGAACUACUGACGCAUACGUCUCUGCACAAGCUGACGCACUCGUCGGUGCACAGGCACGGCGACAGCCUCCAGUCCGUGUUCGCCCGUGCGAGGCAACACUCUCAAGGCACCAUGCUCAGCGACAUCGAAGACGACAGGACGAGGGAAGACACAACCGGCUGGGGAGAGCACGGUGACAUGCCUCCCCCCGUGGCCCAUGACGUCACCCUCAACUUCGGCCGACCCGACAUCGCCAAGUUUAUCCUGGACGCCCUGAACGCUACUCCAUCGGCGACCCUUACCGCGGGCAUCGGCUUGUCCGGGACCGGAGCGACUACGGGGAUAGGAGCGGCGAGGACGUCUCCCAGGUCCAGCGGAAACACCGCAAACGCGGCCACCAAGAGGAUGGACAACCAGGUGACCGAGCACCUCGAUGCAUCCCAGAAGAAGUCGAGGACCGUACUUAUCAGGGCCAGCACCAGCACCGUGGAGAACAUCAAGAAGCAAUCUCGCGACUCGGACAACGCCGCCUCUCGCAAAGGACGGAAGGCCCCCAACUACAAGCCCAAAUCGUUCCCGUGGAUAGUCAUCUACUGUGGUGCCAACGCCAGGGUGGAAGAGGUGAUCGCCUCGACGUGCGACGAGCUGAACGUCACUUGGCGCAAGGAGUACUUCGGGGGCUGGUGAAGGGCUGAGUGGCAGAGCUCGACGGAGAGAAAGAGACAGCAGCAGGCACCCUUGGCCAAGCUGCUGCCUUGUUGUGGUGGAGAUGGGACCUGCUGGCUCGGAGGAGCGCGACACGCGCGGCACAAGGCCUUGCAGUGAGGAUUCGAUCGUGGUCUAUGACUCCAGCAAGCACCAAACAGGAGCAUCAAUAGCAGCUGUUGACUGUCGUAGUGGUGGCACCGAAGACGAUGUUCCGGAACUCCAUGAAUCGGCGGUGACAUCAUCGGCUAUACGUGCGAAGCGAGACCAGAAAUAUCGACACCCAACAAGCGAGAGAAGUGCUGUAGCUGUUUGUCUGGUUUUCGCCGUGCGAUUCGUGCACGUUAGCGCCACGUAUAGCAGUAUUUUAUGUCUUCUGUUGAUGGAAAGGACAGGAUCAUGUCUUCUGUGGAUGGAAAGGACAGGAUCAAGUCUAGUGAACGAGAAAAAUCUUUUGCGUGGAUCAACACGAGGAUAUUGGUUUGGCGAGAGGCCGGCAAGAACAAACAAGCCGUUUGAGCCCUCACCCCGCCCGAUGUACGGGAUGUUUGCCUUUUGACUUUGCACAGUAGUCCCGGUUCGAUGCUGUAGACCAUGUGUGAGACCUGGAUGAACAACAUGAAGUAUAGUCUGUGAUCGACGCUACGGCACAAGAGAGAAUGACUGAUCAUCCUUUCGUUAGUCUGAUCUUUCAUGGUGUUUUUGCUUUGUAUGGUCAUUCCAUCGUCUACCAUCGUUUUCGUUUAGGUUGCGCCUUUGCGAAAUGACCGGAAGCAGCAACUGGGGCCACACAGAAGGAAGGCCGCUGCAGCGUUGUCUAUGGGAACUAAUGGUUGUCAAGUGCAACGUUUUGGUAUGUUUCGGUAUGACACCUGUUCACCCACCAGUGUUCCCGAUGUGGAUCCUGUUCGGAUAGUAGUAACAUAGAUAUCGUGGAUUGUUUUUGUAUUUUUCGUUUUGUGCGUGUUCAUGCGCAGUUUGUUCUUCAUCCAUUGUUGCGGUAGCAGCGACCGUGCUAGCCUGCUGGCGAAGGAAAAAGAGUCGCUGCAAUAGCCUCCGCGGGGCACAUGUGUGGGGCGCUCUCUUUGUGUGAUGGCGUGUGUGUGUUGUGUUGCACUCACUGCUUGACAAAAGGUAAGUGAGGCGUUCCAACUUUGAAGUGCCCCCAUCGCCUCCGGAUACGCCCUCGAACAAUCAAUCAAUGUGGGCUGUGUAUGUAGCUUGUUUUUGCGAAGGUUUUCGGCGUGUGUUUGUGGGGGGUGCGGCUCAAGACGGGGAUGAGCUGUAUGCUAUUGGACUGUUACAGUAGUCAGUUUGAUGCCGUCGUCUUUGUUCAUGACUCAGAAAAAGUGAAGUAGCUUGUGGCAGUAUCAGUGAUUGCGGGCGAACCCCUGCACUACAUACGGAUGUGUCCCUUGCGUCUGGCGAAAAGCGUAAAAAUGUGUGGUGUAUUUUUGUGCUGACCCCAUUUAUGGGGGCAAGACGAUGUGUCAUCUGCCCCGUUCCGUCUCGCACAGGACCUGGUUGUUGUAUUGUUAUGUCACGUCUUUUUCUUGCUCGGCUUUUGGCCUACAACAGUAGUAAAGGCACGUAUAGUUCGUUGUGCUGAAACCCUUUCGUUCUCUGGUGGCUCAUGAGUUUAAUCGGAUACUUGUACGGGCAGAAGCACCCAUUCUUCGUAGAAACCGAAAUCUACCAACAUGUCAGUUC
Messenger RNA from Ectocarpus siliculosus, 3954 nucleotides. NCBI's taxonomy places the organism in Eukaryota, Phaeophyceae, Ectocarpales, Ectocarpaceae. The record is from the annotation of a GenBank genome assembly.